Metschnikowia bicuspidata var. bicuspidata NRRL YB-4993 is the source of this 597-nucleotide messenger RNA. RefSeq lists its product as uncharacterized. Lineage: Eukaryota; Fungi; Ascomycota; Pichiomycetes; Serinales; Metschnikowiaceae. The transcript has a single exon. Bases 176 to 547 code for a protein of 123 amino acids. The record is from RefSeq and is a predicted model, not a curated record.
UUUUCUCCUUGCACCGCAUGCCAGUCGCCAUUUGUAAUUUCUGGCUGGACUGGCCAGGCCGAGAUAUGGCCGCGGGUGGAGUCUGCCCUUGCCUGGGCUUAUAGACUGAUGGACUGUGGCUGGACUGUGUUCCAAUACCUGCAAUUACUUAGACGCACCAUGUCAGCGUUGGGUCAUGCCAUGCAUGUCUUUCCUGUUGACUUUACGUAUCGGUUGUCUUGCAUCUAGCUCUCAUAUAUACUGGCUGCACUACAUAUUGGGUGUCUUGUAUUCGCUGUCUCAUUGGGUUUACUACAUUCGCUGUCUCAUUGGGUUUACUACAUUCGCUGUCUCAUUGGGUUUACUACAUUCGCUCUCUGGGUGUACGACAUCCACAGUCUCAUACUGGUCAUCUCAUAUUGGCUAUCUCACAUUGGAAAACCAUGGCCUGUUGCAUGUGUUGGCUAUAGGUGUAUUUCCUGCUUCAGCGGCACUUUCUUGCUCAGAUUCAAAAGCACAUGCAACCACUACCCCAGUGUGUUUUUCAAACAAGUCUGAAUCAGACUAGACGGUAAUACCCUACUUCGGCAGAGCAUCCCCAGACACCCGCUCCAAAAC